UCACUUCUCCACAGCGAGGGGACUCUGAGAAUAAACAAUUCCCACCGACUACACGCUAUACACCUCGGCUCGCUUGCAGUCGCAGCGUGCGCGCGUACACACACACACACACACACACACACAAACAUAAACACCCAAGCAUCGUUUUGGACUAAACAUUUUGUUUUUUAAAAGCCUGCCUCGCCAUCUUUGUUCGCCCGCCUUGAGUGUUAAGACGGACGCGACCGUUUUUCAUUGGAUUUGCCUCCCCCUGUCGAACAACAGCGAUGCGCCUCGCCGGCUGACUGUGGGGUGGACACUGCAGGUUAUGUGGCGGGAGUGCAGGGGAGAAGCCGGGGCUAAGUGAAAAUGCCACUCAUUCCUGAAGAGUCCCUGGCCUCGUCAAGGAGGUUCAGGAGCCAGCCCCCCUUGGUCGAGCUGAGAGACUGGAAUACACGGAAGGCCCGAGGAUCCGCCCAAAGUACGAGCAGGGAUAAAAGAUCUGAGAUGUAUAGCGGACUCUGACCCUCGGUGCCCUGUCCCCAAUGUGAGAUCUGCAAAGCUGAAAGGCGCCACUGACGGGAUCACUGCCAGGCCUCAGGACAGACAUCCCAAACAUCCAAAGCCAUGGAAUGUUUCAACAUCUUUGUGGUGAAUUCCCACUGACUCCUCGCAUGCUCCUCGCAUAAGUGUGGAGCUCGGCCUUCUAGUAUCCUACAGUGUUUAAAGGCAUACAACAAUGCCUGGGAGGCCCGCCUUCCCCCGAUUGCCUCCGACCAUGGAUGCUGUGUCACCACAGUGCUGACUGCGCCCACUCCAGAAAGGGACCACAUCUGGUCAGUGCAUCCUCCGGCCCGCUGCAGACUUUUCUUUUAGGUUAGGAGGUACAUGCCACUGUCAACCAGAUGACCUAGUGGACAUUUGUUUCCCACUAGCAGUGCUGAACCAUACGAGGGGAUCCUAGUAUUGAACAUGACUCAUGGGGAGGAGCCUGGCCCUGAGACACACAAGGAUUCAGCUGUUCUAACUUAUCUGGAAGGUUUACUGAUGCAUCCAGUGGUAGCCGGGCCUGGGGCCACGGCGAGCGGGAGGUCUGAGGCUGCCCACAGCAACCAGGAGCAGAGUGACAAGGUGGGCGGGCCUUUCCAACUGCCCAAUCAUAGCCCCACGGCUCCCAAAGCGGGAACUAACGGGCCCACACAGGGUUCCUCGCAGCACCUGAAGAAGGCCCGUCUACUGCGCUCCGGAGACUGGAAUGAUCCAGGAUCCCAGCGGAUCACUUCACCCCCAAUGGAGAUGAACGGCCAGGUGGGAGGCCUGCAAAAUGGAACAUUAGAGGGAUCUCCUCAUGCCGGGGAGAGCACCCUGUUGGCGUCCCUGCUCCAGUCCUUCAGCUCACGGCUUCAGAGUGUAGCAAUGUCUCAGCACUCUAAUAAACCCCCCAGUGAGUGUUCCUCUCCAUCCAAGGCACCGUCUCCGGAUAAAGAGCCACUUCCUGUGUAUGGCACAGCCUCGAGCCGCUUGAAGGGCCUGAUGAGGAAGAGCAAACUUCAAAAUCACAGCAACACCCCUUACAGUCGCAGGGGACACAGUCAAGACAGGCCCCCAGAAUCGCCCCGGUCAGCACACAGUGCCACUCCUCCCUCCGCCCAGACGACUGCUGAAUCCGUGUCCUGUGCGGAUCGUCUGAAGGCGGUGGCCAACAUGGUGAAGAUCCGUUCUAGUCCGGCGCCUUCACCCAAGCCCAGUGUGGCCUGCAGUCAACUGGCCCUGCUGCUGUCCAGCGAAGCCCACCUCCAGCAGUACUCACGGGAGCAUGCACUCAAAGCCCAGCUCUCAGGAAGGUCUGCCAGCGAGAGACUAGCUGCCAUGGCAAACCAGCAGUACGGCCAGGACAGCCGGCCCCCGAGUGUGGGAGGGAACCUGCCUGGAGCCCCAGACACACUAAGCUCCUUAUCAACCCAAAAUGGAAUGACAACAACAACCACAACAACAACAACACUCCCUCGAACGGCGCUGUCCAGUCCACAGAGCCCCUCUUUGCUACAUGGCAACAGCCGAAGCUCCCCACCCACUCCCCCUGCGCAUGCUCCAAACCCCACCCUCAGCCAGCCAUCAAGGGAGAAGCGAGGCUUUGACUCCCGUCCAGCCCGCCCCCCGCAGACAUGCAGCAGCUUGCUGCUGCUGCUUCUCAACAACCACAACAACCAGAAGCAGCUGACAAAGAACGGGCACCUGGAGGACGGCUGUGGCAUUCUGCCGCCGAGCGGCUCUUCUUCAGUCACAUCGGACAGCGAGUGCUCCGUCCAGGAGAGGAGCCUGACCAAGGACAGCAGUGAUGCAGAGAGUUCCUACUCGAGUUGCUCUCCCAUUGACCUCUCCAUAAGAAGCCGGGCCAGUGCACGAGACAAAGGGCCCAAAAACACUGCCCCCUCUUCCUCUUUCUCCUUCUACUCUUCCACCUCUACCCUCUCUUCUUCCACCGCAGUGUUUUCCUCCAUGCCAGUUUCAUUCUCUCCCCGAGCUUCUGCUCAACCCUCCGCCGCAACCUUUUCUCCAACCUCUGCUGCUGUCCCCUGUAUUUCCACUGCCAUGUCCUCCUCUUCCUCCUCCUCUAUGUCUACCUCCUCUCUAGACAAACUAACAGAAUCUUUAAUAAACAAGUGGAAGCCAGAGCCAUCAGGGUCAAAACUGUGCAAGAACAAGGAGUCUGAAAUGAGCCAGGACCUAAAAUCACACUCUAAAGUCACACUAAUGCAGCUUCUUCUUGAGCGCAGGAAUAAUGAGAUGGUUAAUAAAAGCGUAUGUAAGCCUGAUUCACCUGCUGAUAUAACUAUGGCAGCCAUAGGUCGAGGCCAACCAAAGGGACUUGUGCCCUGGGAGGAGACCAGGACAGAAAGCCCCAUCGACAGACCGGUAGCCCCAGCCCAGCCCCUCUACUCACCACUCAGCCGGGACACUAGUGGUGCACGAUCCCCAUACUCCUUCCCCUCCCCCCAUGUCCAGUCCAGCCCAUUGGAUUUGUGUAAAUCUAAAGCCUUCCCUGCUGAGGAGGCUUCAGAGCCUGCCUUCAGUGCCAGUAAACUGUUACAAAAUCUGGCUCAGUGUGGCACAGCUUCUUCCUCCCCACCCAUCCCCUCCAGCAAAGGGCUCGGUCAGGAGCUCGAGGCCAGCAGGCCCCUUGCCCUCUUGGAAAGGCUCAAUGCUCCAAUAUACAGGACCACCACCACUCCACUCUCAGACGGACCCUCUGGCAGUGGCACACCUUUCAGUCAGAAGGACGCUUCUCCUCCUUCAAUGCAGAUCGAGAACCUUCUAGAGAGGCGCACUGUACUGCAGCUCCUUCUGGGAACGGGCUCGGCCACUGCUCCGGUCAUCCGUAAAGAUAGGCCCAGUGGCAGGAGGAGUGUGGAGAUCGCAGGGGGCUGCUAUGAGAAGAGCCCCGGCACCUCCCUCAUAUGUGACGGCUCCAAUGGGCCCACUUUGGAUGUAAAGGUCAAAACUGAGUUUGCGGAGGAGGUGGGACAGUCCUCGGCCAUGUCUGAGGACUCUAGUGGCAGAAAGAGACAUGGUGGCUAUGAGAAGAAAAGCCCCCGAGCCGAUUGUCAGCAGGACUUAAAAACAGAACCACGGCCCACAGAGGUCAUCGCGAAAUAUGGCCUCCUCAGCCAGCUGCUGAAACAACAGACUGCUACCUACUAUACCAGUUCUGCGAUGCAGGCUGAGACACAGCCCAGGCAGGUUAAAGAGGAACAGAGGGAGUAUCUAAGCCCCACUCCUAAGAAGAGACGCCUCUGCUCUGUCCGGACUGACAGUUUGAAUCAGACUAGCUGUCCGAGAGCAGUGGACAGUGGCAACAUAAACAUGUACGCGUCCCCUGCCGUUCAGGAAGAGCCUGACCGGCAGAGGACCGUGAAGGAAGAGGAGGCUCCACCGAGGAGUCCUCCAAGUGAAACCCUCACCAGAGAGGGUCGAGGCUUCAAUGUGCUUAAACAGCUGCUGCUCUCUGACAACUGCCUGAAGGAGCUGUCCCAGCAGCCCCGGGGGACGCCCAGUCCCUCCGUCCUGCAGGCCAACGGCAGCAUUCUUAGUCAGCCCGCCCAUAAUCACAGCUUCCUCCACCUGCCGGGCUGGCAACCCCACGGUUCCCUCAACUCAGGGCCUCCGAGUAAUCUCAGACCGCUGCCCACCCCCCCUGCAGGGGACAGCCCUAUCCGCACCUCCUGGAGCCGCCAGCCAGCUCCGUGGCCGGUCGCUCCAAAGCCGGACCCGCCCACUCUCGUCAAACAGGAGCCCGAGAGCCCUGUGAGGUGGAGUAGUCAGGAGAAUGAGGAGGAGCAGCCGGAGGAGGAGGAGGGGGGGGAGGGUUGUGACUCAAACCCGGACUCCCCGCGGCUCUCGCGCUCCAACCCCAUCCUGUACUACAUGCUGCAGAAGGGCAGCAUUCAGCUGAGGAAGGAGAUGCGGGAUCAGGCCGAGGGAACCCACUCUCUGGUCCGAGUUAAAGAAGAGCCAAUCAGUGACAUGCAUGCUUAUGAACACAGUCUGAGCUCCAUCCCGCAAUCACCCAACCACAAUGACAAGCACAGCCAUGAGAGCCAGGGGCUGAGCCAAUCAUAUGAGUAGAAGUUGUAUCAACUGCAGAAAAAUACAAAGCGGAAUCAAAUUCAUUGACUUUCUUUUUUCAUUUUUUCUUCUUUUCUUUUUAAUGACUUGCCAAAUUUGAUGGGACAAAUAACAAAGACUGCAAACAUGAUUCUAUUUUAUCUUUUUCUUGUGGAAUAGAGUAUUGCAUACAGUACAGUGGUUUCUCAAUUGUAAAUGGCGACGUCAUGGCGUGUACAGGUCUAUCAUAGCAAAAUGUCUAAUGGAUUCAAGCUAAACUACACAACCGUCAUCGAUUGAACCUUUCCCAUCUGUGAUUAUCAUGCUCUCCAUGUUUCAUUUGGUCAACUAGGAAGUCCUCCUUUACAAUUUGGUCUUGUUCUACACUUUUCAUUUGGAUCCGAGUUCUACACAUAGCACUAGUCCAUGUCCCCUUUGUUGCCGGCCAUUAAACAUUUAGAAGGAACAUUUCAGGCAACAUUCAUUAUUGAUGACUCCAAAAAUGUUAGCGCUCAGUUCAGUGGACAUUUAUUUAUUUAUUUUCUCCAUCAGAACAUUUUCAGAUUAGACAGAGGCCCAUCAAUUUUAGAUAAGAUUCCAAAUAAAGCCGUUCUCGGUCUAUUACAACAAUGCACAUGGCAAAUUCAUUCAAAGGAGGACCUUGAAAACAGUUCACACUGCAGUGGCUUCGGUGAGGAGCCCACCAUGAUGAAUGCUUUGUCUCGCUCCUCCUCGAGAUGCACCGUGUGGUGUGAUUACCAGUGGAUGUAGGAUGUAGCGCCGGAGGUUUGAAUAGUCACAAUUCAUUGAGUUACGCUUUCAUUUGAAUUGAAUGUUUCAAGGGCAAUCUUCGACGGUGCAAAUUCCGGGUGACGUGCUUGCAGAUUGUGCAGUUUUGAGCAGACGGGUCAGCGUGCGGCGCUCGCCGCUGAGCGACUGCGUGUAAACAGGUUUCUGGAGCAACAGUUAGAAAGGCUGAGGGCGUUAUCCCCCCCCGCCGCCGCGCUCGACACGCACACCCAGACUUCAAGUGUGAAGCGCUUUUUCUUCUCUUAUUUCACGUCACGUGAAGGACCACCUGGAGUUUGCACUGUCGAACGCCGAGUCCAAUCAUUUAAUGAAUGGCAUGUAAUAAAUAAAUAAAAGAAAUGUCAGUAUUGUUAUCCCUUGAGAAUUUGACAGUUUGUGAUUCUUUUCGGCAUUUCUUCAACUGUUGUGGUUAAUGGACAUCUUUCUUCUUCUAUUUUUUUUUUUUUUUUUUUUGGCUGUCUCUUAACUCAUAAAAUGUCUAAAGAAUUGCAUGGUAAUUAAGAGAAGACCACAAGGUACAUGUUUGUUUUCCAGGCAGCUGGAUGAGUGUACCUGCCCCCCAACAAUCACCGACACAUGUCGGUGUCUUGAGGGAUAUCCGGUAUCUGGCUCCUGAUUUUGAUUGUACUGUAUUCUUUUCGGUUAAUGUCACACACUGCUUUAUCCAUUUAGUCUUGUGAUCUUUUUAAUACAUAUACCUAUGAAGUACGUCUCUUCGAUUAUUAAUACAUUUUCACAAUGGUUCAAUAUAUUUGUGUAAAUAGUACUUUCAGUAUGAAAGAUGACUAUUUUGUAAUGUUUAAGAAAAGAUAUUAACCUAGUUUUUAAUGCCCCGAUAUGUAAAUAUGAAUUAUAUGCGUACAAGUGUACAUACAAAGGCAGAGGAUGCUAUGCCCAUCUUUUUUUGGUUGGUUUGUUCUUUGCAUGUGUCUCUAUGUGGUAAAUGAUAAUCUAUCCUGCGCUGUGUUGUGUAAUAAUGUCUGACUCCUCACUGCUGCCUGUUGCAUGCAGACGCAUGGGAACUACCUGUGUAGCCCUACUGGUGACGGGGGAAACGUCAAGUCUUAAAAAUAGGUCUUUUUUAUCACAGAGAGGUCUGUUUAGAAUACCAACAGUCCCUAAAUAACCACAGACUGUCGAGCGAGUUGAUUCUGAAAUGUGUGAAAAAUAAACGUGCAUUGAAUAUU
Molecule: messenger RNA, 6581 nt
Organism: Pseudoliparis swirei
Lineage: Eukaryota; Metazoa; Chordata; Actinopteri; Perciformes; Liparidae
Gene: nrip1b
Product: nuclear receptor interacting protein 1b
Exons: 4
Coding region: 952-4605 (1217 amino acids)
Biological process (GO): regulation of transcription by RNA polymerase II
Cellular component (GO): nucleus
Molecular function (GO): transcription coregulator activity; signaling receptor binding
Source: RefSeq, a predicted model, not a curated record